This is a messenger RNA of Zophobas morio, 1581 nucleotides long. Its product is annotated as zinc finger protein 549-like. Lineage: Eukaryota; Metazoa; Arthropoda; Insecta; Coleoptera; Tenebrionidae. Gene Ontology annotation, cellular component: nucleus. Gene Ontology annotation, molecular function: DNA-binding transcription factor activity, RNA polymerase II-specific; RNA polymerase II transcription regulatory region sequence-specific DNA binding. The transcript has 4 exons. Bases 102 to 1355 code for a protein of 417 amino acids. Gene Ontology annotation, biological process: regulation of transcription by RNA polymerase II. The record is from RefSeq and is a predicted model, not a curated record.
CUUGACAUAACAUCUGACACCUCCUCAUCCUAACCUCCAAUCAUUUCGACCAAAAAGUUGUUUGUUUAUUGCGCCAAAAUUCGUAUUUAAACCAACCAAAAAUGAAAACUUGCCUCUUUUGCAGAAACACUCGCAUUUUCAACAUCCACAACGACUACGGCAACAGCAGCCACACUGCAAAAGACGACAUGUUACAAUUUUUUGGUUACCAGAUAGAAAGCCACCUCAGGCCCGACGAUGCCAUCUGCAACCUCUGCAUGAACAUAAUGGACAACGUCGCCAAGCUCAAACGCCGCCUCCUGCCACUGAUUUUCCGUUCAGAACCCUCGUACAUGGAAGAUUGCAAACCAAUCAACUUCGGCAAAAAGUGGGACGUUUUCGCGUCGAUGAACUUCGAAGAGGAGGACCCCUUUCUGGAGUCGCGCAGCCCCACGCCUAGCAAUUUGUUGAAAUGUAAACGAAUCGUGCCGUACGAGAGCCCCAUCGAGAUGAAAAUCGCGGAAAUCGAGCGCCACCGGAGCUUAAGUCGCACCAGCGUGGCGAAAUCCGAAGCCGAGAGCGAAAUCGUCAACGCGUUUUCGAAAAAGCGCGCUCGGAGGCGGAAACGGGGGCACAAUUGGUCGCGCCGGAAAACCGGGAGGUACUCAUCGGCGAGCACUAACACGAGGCGCAGUGGGAGCACGUCGAGUCGGAGAACGCGGUCGAGGCCCGUGAGCACCAUGUCAAUAAUGAGUACGGAUUCGUACGAGAGUUUUUAUCCUCCAGCCAUGAACGUGGCGUCACCCGCUAUGCCUAGGUCGGAAGAAAGUAGUUUACGGUAUUUGGAUGGGUGUUUACAGAAUAAACGGACGAGGUCUGUGUCAAAGCGUCAAGAGGAGGAAAUUCAGCUAUUUUUUAAAGAAGACGAGUUAUAUGAGUGUGGGGAGGAGGAUUGUUCGUUUAUUAGCGAGGAUAUUGAUGUGUUGGCACAACACAAAAUCAGUAGGCAUAGGCAACUGGCGCUCUUUUGGUGUAACUUCUGUGGGAAAAAAUACACGUCGGGUGAAGAUCUUGAGAUUCAUAAAAGGACGCACUCGGAGCAAUACGCGUGCGUGAUUUGUCACAAGGAGUUUUACUACGACCGGGAUCUUCUGGAUCAUUGGCAGGAACACGUCAAAAAGUCUGUACCUUGUAAAAUUUGUGGGAAGAGGUUUGUGGAUAAGGCUAUUUGUAAUAAACACCAAAAAAAUGUUCAUAGGAGGAAAAUUCCCAGUCGGAUUGAUUAUGAUAAAGUUGUUGAGUCAAACAGUAAACAGAGUAAUGGUUUUGAGGUUAGAAUCCUGGUCCAGGAUGGGGUUAGUUUGCUUGAAGACUAGUAUCAGGGGCAAUAAUUUCAAAUCACUUCAAGUGUCUUGUAUUUUAUGACUUCUAUGAAGUUUGAUAUUGUUAAGGCCGUCAUCAAUGUCAAAGUUUAUCACGAAAUUGUUUAAUUACCGUUUUUAUUUACAAAUGUACAAUUUUAUGCAACUUUAAGUAGCACGUUGUCGAAAAUUAAGUGUAAAACUUGCAAAUUCUCAUUAUGGUUUUACUGAGCUAUUUUAU